Messenger RNA from Armigeres subalbatus, 544 nucleotides. RefSeq lists its product as uncharacterized. The transcript is spliced from 3 exons. NCBI's taxonomy places the organism in Eukaryota, Metazoa, Arthropoda, Insecta, Diptera, Culicidae. The record is from RefSeq and is a predicted model, not a curated record. Bases 50 to 544 code for a protein of 164 amino acids.
UGUCAUUCAAUAUUAAAAUUAAUGUGCAAGUAAUUUACCGCCGAUUAUCAUGAGCGAAUCUAAUUCUUUACGAAAAUACCUGGAGCGCGAGUUUGGCCGCAUCAAUGCCCGAAUUGAUAAAGUUGAGCAACAGAACCAGGAUAUACAAGCACAUCAACGGGCAACACGAGAUGUUGUAGUAGAUUGCAACGACCGAAUUAAAUACAUUCAGGAAACUAUGGAACCUCCCGUAAGGCGAAUGUUUCCAUUGGGAACAAGAGAGCAGGUGGAAACCGCCGUCAAAAUGUUCGAGAAUGUUGACCACUCAGAAUCCCUCAAAAAGGAAAUUGCAUACGUGUUAGGCAGAGCCAAUAAAGAAGACUGGCUUCGCUCAGUAUUCGCUGAUCAGCUAGUAUCCAGCUAUCAUACUUCGGAAGAAAUCCGAAACUUGAAUUUCGUAAAGCAUAUUAUCCGAAACAUCACAUUCACAGUCGACAAGCAGUUCACUGCGCUGGUGAACCAUUCGAGGGGAGGGCGUAUUCCCAACGCCGUCCAGAUGCAAUAA